Aspergillus uvarum CBS 121591 is the source of this 333-nucleotide messenger RNA. Its product is annotated as MGMT family protein. Lineage: Eukaryota; Fungi; Ascomycota; Eurotiomycetes; Eurotiales; Aspergillaceae. The transcript has a single exon. Gene Ontology annotation, biological process: DNA repair. The record is from RefSeq and is a predicted model, not a curated record. Gene Ontology annotation, molecular function: methylated-DNA-[protein]-cysteine S-methyltransferase activity. The annotation marks the transcript as partial.
CACCCAACCCUCCCUCCGCACCGCCGCCGCAUCUACCAGACCCUACUCACCGUCCCCGCCGGCCGGUGGACGACCUACGCCGCCCUGGCGCGGCACCUGGGCACGAGCCCGCGGGCCAUCGGCGCGGCGAUGCGGCUGAACCCCUUCGCGCCGGAGGUGCCCUGCCACCGCGUGCUGGGCGGUGCUGGGCGGCUAGUCGGGUACUCCGGGGGCCCUGGGGCGGCGCCGGGCAAGGCGAGGGAAGGCGUGGGGAUGAAGCGGCGGUUGCUGGAGGCGGAGGGGGUGCGCUUUGAUGGGGAGGGGGUGGCGCGCGGGGUUUGUUUUGUUGAGUUC